CGGGUGGUGUCUGAGAGUAUAAAAGCUCCCGGUUCACAGUGUGCAGCAGAUUCACAAGGAACCCCUUCCAAAACCAGCAAGAGCUCUUCACCCACAGCCUGCAAAACAAAUCUUCAGCCAUGGCCGAGAGGAGGAUCCCCUUCACCCUCAUGCGCUCCCCGAGCUGGGACCCCUUCCGUGACUGGCACAGCCGCAUUUUUGACCAGACUUUUGGGAUGCCCAUUGUGCCUGAAGAAGGCUUUCACACUCCCCACUGGCCAGGCUACCUCAGACCCUCUUUCCUGGCUCCAGAUGUGAGCGCCAUGAUGAGUCCAAUGAUGUACCCCAGCCCAGUGAUGGCUCAGCAGGCCCGCACCCUCGCCCGCCAGAUGAGCAGUGGUAUGUCCGAGAUCAAACAGACCCAAGACAACUGGAAAGUGUCUCUGGACGUCAACCACUUCUCACCCGAGGAGCUGGUAGUCAAGACCAAAGAUGGAGUGGUGGAGAUCAGUGGCAAACAUGAAGAGAGGAAAGACGAGCAUGGAUUUGUGUCCAGAAGCUUCACCAGGAAAUACACACUUCCACCGUCCGCUAAUGUGGAAAAGGUGACCUCAUCCCUGUCCCCAGAGGGCGUACUCACAGUGGAAGCGCCUCUCGCCAGACCGGCCCUGGAGUGCUCCGAGACCACGAUUCCCGUCACAGUUGACAAAAGUGCAGUAGCAAAGAAGUAAACCAAACUUCACAUCGCCAGCACAUUCACAUACUAUGCACUUUACUCCACACGAAGAGACUUUUUCCUGUAAAAGAACACGGUGGUUUAUCAUACAGAACUGGGAGUGCCCUAGUAGUUUAUUUACAAUAGAAAUACUCACAUAGUGCCUCACCUGAAUCAUUUGUAUGUAAACCAGGAUCUUAUGUGACCAGAGACACGAUUAAAACAUUUUUAAAGUAAA
This is a messenger RNA of Boleophthalmus pectinirostris (great blue-spotted mudskipper), 932 nucleotides long. RefSeq names its product heat shock protein, alpha-crystallin-related, 1 (gene hspb1). Gene Ontology annotation, biological process: protein refolding; response to heat. The transcript is spliced from 3 exons. The record is from RefSeq and is a predicted model, not a curated record. Lineage: Eukaryota; Metazoa; Chordata; Actinopteri; Gobiiformes; Gobiidae. Gene Ontology annotation, molecular function: protein folding chaperone. The coding region runs from base 120 to 710 and encodes 196 amino acids.